UCACAGCACUAAUCUAGUUUAUUUCAAGUUUUAUUAAGAUUUCGAGGCUUCUUUCAACACCGGGUUGCUUACGGCUAUUAUAGGCGACGUCGGCAAAUGGAUUGACCAUUUUCUAUCCUAUUUUCAAUCUUUGUCCUUUAAAUCUAUCUCUGUCGAUUGAUUGAUGAUUUAGGAAUUUAAUUGAUUUUCCUUUAGAUCAUCUCUGUCGAUUGAUUCUUGUCCAUGAUUUAGGAAUUUAAUUGAUAAGGAAUUGAUUUUCAUGGCUUCGUUUAAUUAACCUUGUUGUUAAAUUGCGUUAAUUGUUUGCAUAACUAUCAACUUUACCAAAUUUCUGUAGUUGUGCGAUCGUUAAUUGAGUUUCUCUACUUUUCUUUAAUUAUAAUAGCCUGUUCAAUAUCUAAUUUCCUUAUUUUCUGUUACUAAUUCCCUUAGUUGUUCGAACUUAAUUGAUUUGUUUUAUUCUCCCUAGUUUUGAUCUGUAUUCCAUCUAGCUGACCUAUGAAGUUCGGUAAAUUCUGCAAAGGUCAAUUAAAAUCUUUAUCAAGUCUAAUGCAUUCUUGCCUAAUUCCAGAUACUAUUUGUUACAACCGGAAAAAAAGGAAACUUCUGAGAAAACCGGGGAUUCAAGGUGUUUUCCCGUUAGCUGUUACUCGGUCUGGGCACAACAUCCUUUCAAAAUUUAUCUACAAUUGGAAAAAAAGAAAACCCCAUGGAAGAAUCCCCGGUAAAUUUCAUAAUUUUGUCCAAAAGAGAGACAAGAAAGAGCACUACAGAGGGCAAAUUCCGCUGUGGGACUGGCUAUUUCUGACUAUGCAGGUAACACUGAUGAAGGAAGUGGUAUACAUGCAAACUGUUUUACCAGAGAAGAACUUGAAAGAACUGGAGCCAAAGAAGCUUUCCAAUUGGCGACAAAAUGUAUAGGACAAAAUAUUAUCUUUCAAAGCGAUUCUUAACCGAUCCUCAUGUUGCUAAUGGAAAUGUAUGCUAAGGCUAGGGAAAAGAGAUAUACUAUCAGUGAAGAUUACAAUAUAGAUCCAAGAACUUGCAUAAAUUUUAAAGUGAAAGGUUUUAUUUUAAGAAGUAGAUACCAUAUAAUUGAGGCAGCGCAUUUAUCUAAUUUCUGUAACCGUCAUGGACUCACGGAGUCUUAGUCAGGAGAAAACUUUAGAACCCUAAUGAAAAAUUUACAAUUCCAAUUUUGGAAUUAUCAAUGUAACCGAUAUCCCAAUCCUGAUUUACACCAGGUUUCUCAUAGGGAUAAUAUUUCAAUAAAUGAAUGAGGAUCGGAUCCUUCUUUUCGA
Papaver somniferum (opium poppy) is the source of this 1301-nucleotide messenger RNA. RefSeq lists its product as uncharacterized. The record is from RefSeq and is a predicted model, not a curated record. The transcript has 2 exons. NCBI's taxonomy places the organism in Eukaryota, Viridiplantae, Streptophyta, Magnoliopsida, Ranunculales, Papaveraceae. Bases 499 to 921 code for a protein of 140 amino acids.